AUGCGGUACUGCCCUCGCUCGGGACAGCGGCAUUUGUAUGCCAGGACCCCGAGGGGCCAAGCAAUGGAGCGCUUGGGCAGCCGCCAACUCAGCGGCACGGGCAGCGCCUGCUUCGGAAAAAAGUUGUUCAGCUCCCUGUCGCAACAAGAGCAAAAGUUCCUCGUGUUUAGCGAGCAGCAGCAACGCCUGUUGCACAAGGUCCAAGGGAACGGAGCAGCCAAAAUCCUCCUCCAACUUCUGCAGGACGAUGGCCUCCGUAGCCGUACCUGCCGGCAGGUCGAGCAGACGCAAAACUGCUUUGGCAGCGGCAUUCUUUGCCUCCAGGUGAAAGCGGUGUCGAUCAGGACUCGCUUCCCCCAACUGUUUGCCAUGAGGGAACGGGAUGCUGCUAACCUGGGGCUGUUUGAUGAAAUCCCUCUUCAGUAUUUUGGAGACAAAUGGGAGGACUUCUCCAUUUGUGAUUGCAUCCAGGGUGAAACAAAGGAUCUAAGGUCACUAAUAAAAGCCAACCACAUUUUGGAAAGAAAGGCACACAAAAUCACCGCUCUGAAGGAGGAGCUGGGUCAACUACAAGCUGAGCUGCAUUUUCUGAGUUCAAAUGUGAAGAACAUCACUCGUCAGGCUGUCAGUGAAGUUCUAGCAAGCUACACCAGCAAAGGCAUUACAACAUGGAGCAUUGAAAAGAUUCUGAAAAAACUAAUGGCCAAGCUGGAUGAGGAUGAUGUUCAAAUGGCUGAUUAUGCCCUCAAAUCGGCAGGUAUUAUCUCUAGUGCCAGGAUUGUUUAUUCCAGGACCACUAGGAGCUACCGUCACGAGGGAGGACAUUACUUCUGGAAGUCCUUCCCCAUACUCCCCUUUGUGAAAUCUCCAGAGGUUAUUCUUCAGCCUAAUCGCUCUCCUGGGAUGUGUUGGUCCUUCCCUGGCACUCAAGGGGAAGUUGUGGUCAAACUCGCCAUGUUAAUUCUCCCAACAGCCAUCACAGUAGACCACAUAUCUAAGAAUCUCUCCCCCACUGGAGAAAUCUCCAGCGCUCCCAAAGAUUUCACCAUUUAUGGAUUAAAAGACGAAAAUGAGGAGAAUGGAAUUUUCUUGGGCCAGUUUGUUUACAAUGCUGAAGGAGACAUAGUCCAGACUUUCAAACUGAAGGGAGCUCCUUCCGAAAGAAUGAGCUAUAUAAACUAUGUGAAACUGAAAGUGCUAAGCAACUGGGGCCAUCCAAACUAUACCUGCAUCUAUCGCUUCAGGGUCCACGAUUCAGAAAAAAUCUAA
Messenger RNA from Euleptes europaea (tarantolino), 1269 nucleotides. It is a transcript of the gene SUN3, whose product is annotated as Sad1 and UNC84 domain containing 3. Bases 1 to 1269 code for a protein of 422 amino acids. The transcript has 10 exons. Gene Ontology annotation, molecular function: protein-membrane adaptor activity. The record is from RefSeq and is a predicted model, not a curated record. Gene Ontology annotation, biological process: nuclear envelope organization. Lineage: Eukaryota; Metazoa; Chordata; Lepidosauria; Squamata; Sphaerodactylidae. Gene Ontology annotation, cellular component: nuclear envelope; meiotic nuclear membrane microtubule tethering complex.